AUGGCUUUCAACUCCAUGUAUCGCGCACUGAGGUUGCGCUUAGUGAACCAUGAUGAUGAUGCCACGACUUCGGGCAUAACGUUGGAUGACUCCGAUAAACGUGUGAUACGGCUGAACGAACCGCAAGGACAAAAGUAUUGUAACAAUCAUAUCUCUACUGCGAAAUAUAGUGCCCUUAGCUUCAUACCAUCGUUUCUAUUCGAGCAGUUUCGACGGUACUCGAACUGCUUCUUUUUGUUCAUCGCAUUGCUGCAGCAGAUACCGGACGUGUCCCCGACCGGUCGUUACACCACGCUCGUACCUUUAAUCUUCAUCCUCUCGGUGAGCGCGCUCAAGGAGAUCGUCGAGGACUUCAAGCGGCACCGAGCGGACGACGAGAUCAACCACCGGGUGAUCGAAGUGCUGCGCAAUGGCCAGUGGCACUCGAUCAUGUGGCAAGAGCUGUCGGUCGGCGACAUCGUUAAGGUGCAGAACAACACCUUCUUCCCGGCCGACUUGGUGCUGCUUUCAUCCAGCGAACCGCAGGGCAUAUCAUUCAUCGAGACAUCUAACCUAGACGGCGAAACGAACCUGAAAAUUCGCCAAGGUGUCCCGACCACAGCCAAAAUACUGGAAACGAAGGAUUUCGCCCAGUUCCGUGGCACGCUGGAAAGUGAACCGCCGAACCGGCAUCUGUACGAGUUCAAUGGCGUGCUGAAGGAGCACGAUAAAUCGGCGGUAGCGCUCGGACCGGACCAGCUGUUACUGCGGGGCGCCAUGCUUCGUAACACGGCGUGGAUAUUCGGCAUUGUUAUCUACACCGGUCACGACACGAAACUUAUGCGAAACUCUACCUCAGCGCCGCUGAAGCGCUCCACCGUUGACAGACUGACAAACACGCAAAUUCUUAUGUUAUUUUUCAUUCUGAUCAUUCUCUGUAUCGUGAGUUGCAUUUUCAACCAAAUUUGGACUAACGAACAUUUUAAAACCGACUGGUACUUAGGCAUACGCAAUCUUUUGAACAAAAACUUCGCCUAUAAUCUGCUUACGUUUAUUAUUCUGUACAAUAAUUUGAUUCCAAUAUCGCUGCAAGUUACGCUUGAGUUGGUGCGGUUCCUCCAGGCAAUCUUCAUCAACAUGGACAUCGACAUGUACCACGAGGAGUCGGAUACGCCGGCGAUGGCACGAACGUCGAACCUGAACGAGGAGCUCGGUAUGGUGAAGUACAUCUUCUCCGACAAGACGGGAACGCUUACGCGCAACGUAAUGGAAUUCAAAAAGUGCACGGUUGCCCGAACAGUCUACACAGCCGAAGAUACCCCGGCCCAAUCCCGGCUGGUGCAGAACAUUAUGAACAACCACCAUACUGCACCGAUACUGCGCGAGUUCCUGACGCUGAUGGCAAUCUGUCACACGGUGAUACCAGAAAAGCAGACCGGUUGUGACGAUACGACCGACAUCCAGUAUCACGCCGCCAGUCCAGACGAGCGGGCACUAGUGUAUGGAGCCAAAAAGUUUGGUUACGUGUUUCACACGCGCACACCCUCGUUCGUCGAGAUCGAGGCGCUGGGGGUACAGGAGCGCUUCGAAAUUCUGAACGUGCUCGAAUUCACUUCGACGCGCAAACGAAUGUCGAUCAUCGCGCGCAACUCGAAGGGUGAAAUCAAGCUGUACUGCAAGGGAGCAGACACGGUGAUCUACGAACGGCUCGCACCGAACGGGGUCGCAUAUCGAGAGGCCACCCUGACCCACCUGGAAGAAUUCGCCACCGAAGGAUUGCGGACGCUGUGCUGCGCCGUCUCCGUGAUUCCGGACGACGUUUACGACGACUGGAAGCACACGUACCACAAGGCGUCCACCUCGUUGCAGUAUCGAGAGCAAAAGGUGGAGGAUGCGGCCAAUCUGAUUGAAACGAACCUGAUGCUUCUCGGUGCUACGGCCAUCGAAGAUAAGCUACAGGACGGUGUACCUGAAACGAUCGCAUCGCUGAUCGAGGCCAACAUUAGCGUGUGGGUACUGACGGGCGAUAAGCAGGAGACGGCCAUCAACAUCGGUUACUCGUGUCAGCUGUUGUCGCAUGGCAUGGACUUGAUAAUUCUGAACGAAGAUUGCUUAGAUAACACACGUAGCUGCAUCCAGCGGUAUAGCGAACGGUACGAUCAAUCAAUGCGCAAGGACAACAAUGCGGCGCUCAUUGUUGACGGCAAGACGCUUAAGUACGCACUGAGUUGUGACUUGCGUCGAGACUUUCUCGAUCUGUGCAUCUCGUGCAAGGUUGUGAUCUGUUGUCGGGUGUCGCCCAUCCAAAAGGCGGACGUUGUGGAACUGGUGACCACGAACACAAAAUCGGUUACGCUCGCCAUCGGUGACGGUGCAAACGACGUCGCGAUGAUACAAAAAGCACACGUUGGUGUCGGUAUAUCCGGUGUGGAAGGACUGCAGGCAGCCUGCGCAUCGGACUAUUCGAUUGCACAGUUCAGCUAUUUGCGAAAAUUGCUGUUAGUGCACGGGGCCUGGAACUACAGCCGAAUGUGUAAAUUGAUUCUGUACAGCUUCUACAAAAACAUCUGCCUGUACGUGAUCGAGCUGUGGUUCGCAAUCUACUCCGGGUGGUCCGGCCAAAUAUUGUUCGAACGAUGGACAAUCGGUUUAUACAAUGUAUUUUUUACUGCCCUGCCCCCUUUCGCAAUGGGUCUGUUCGACAAGGUGACCUCGGCCGAGCAAAUGCUAAAAGAACCGAGACUCUACGAACCUUCGCAAAGUGCGCAAUUGUUUAACGUGAAAGUGUUUUGGCACUGGAUCCUUAACGCAUUGAUUCACUCAGCGGUACUGUACUGGCUGCCAAUGAGCUCCUACAUGGGCGACGUUAUAUGGAGUAAUGGGCGCGAUGGUGGUUACUUAGUGCUAGGCAACAUAGUAUAUACAUAUGUAGUUGUAACGGUUUGUUUGAAAGCAGGUCUCAUCACCAACUCGUGGACCUGGUUGACACACUGCUCGAUCUGGGGAUCAAUGGUGCUGUGGCUACUAUUUAUUUUCAUUUACAGUAACAUCUGGCCAACGUUACCGGUGGGAGCCGUGUUCACUGGUAUGGACGAUAUGGUGUUCUCGUCACCGGUGUUUUGGCUAGGUUUGUUGCUAAUCCCGGCCACUGCAUUGCUGCCGGAUGUGAUUGUUAAAGUGAUAAAAACUCACAAACAAGAGAAGAAACUUGCGCCACCCAUCAAAGAAUCGAGAUCUUCAUUAACCGAAACCGCAAGACUUCUGCGAAACGUACGGCGGGUCUUCACCGGAAGAUCGCACGCAACCGAAAAUAAAGAACUAGAGUUGAAGCAUGGAUUUGCGUUUUCCCAGGAAGAACAUGGAGCUGUUCGGCAGGCCGACGUUAUCCGGGCGUACGACACGAACCUGCCGAAACCGGAUGGAAACUGAGAGUGCCACGGUUGCGCGUACUGUUACGACAAAUACUAUACUGUGUGCUGAGACGGAGCCAGUUCCGGCUGCUUCGACGACUGUCGUACCGUCGCAUUCGGAGAAAGUACGCCGAUCACAACAUGCCGAUACCGGCUUGA
Anopheles cruzii is the source of this 3548-nucleotide messenger RNA. RefSeq names its product probable phospholipid-transporting ATPase IA (gene ATP8A). Gene Ontology annotation, cellular component: plasma membrane. The coding region runs from base 1 to 3408 and encodes 1135 amino acids. Gene Ontology annotation, biological process: phospholipid translocation. NCBI's taxonomy places the organism in Eukaryota, Metazoa, Arthropoda, Insecta, Diptera, Culicidae. Gene Ontology annotation, molecular function: magnesium ion binding; ATPase-coupled intramembrane lipid carrier activity; ATP binding. The transcript is spliced from 16 exons. The record is from RefSeq and is a predicted model, not a curated record.